UGUCACCCACCAACGCGGAGGUCCCACAUGGGGGGAUACUUACCCCUUCCAGACCCUUCCUGAGGAAAUCAAGUUUCCUUCCAUGUGGCAGGAGUAAUUUUUAUAUUUGUUUGGCCUUGUGACCGAUGGGAUGGGAAGUUGGGGGGGAAGUGGAGAGGAGAUGGCAGUUUUAACCGAGAAAAAAAAACCUUAGUAGAAACUCUGCCUUCUUCGGGCGUGUCCCUCUUCUGGGCAUCUCUUCAGGAUUUCAUUCCUCCGUCCAACUGCCGUUCAUAACUGCCCUUUCCAACGGCUCCAGAACUCUUGGCCUGGGCAUUCCGUGAUGUAAAUUAUUCCACGCAUGGCUCGAAAUGGGUGCGAAGCAAUGUUGCCAGGUGUCGGAUCACUAGUUUGUCAUGGAUGAUGAUGACGACUCGUGUCUCCUUGAUCUUAUUGGAGACCCACAAGCGUUGAACUAUUUUCUACAUGGACCUAGUAAUAAAUCGAGCAAUGAGGACUUGACUAAUGCAGGAUAUUCUGCAGCCAAUUCAAAUUCGAUUUUCGCCAACUCUAGUAAUGCUGAUCCUAAGUCAGCCCUCAAAGCUGUAAGCAGCCAGCUUGGAGAAGGGCCCAGUGAUGGACUGCCACUUUCAAGUAGCCUUCAGUUUCUCGAAGAUGAACUUGAGUCUUCUCCUCUUCCUGAUCUCAGUGAGGACCAACCUUUCGACAUUCUUCAGAAAUCCUUGCAGGAGGCCAAUAUCACUGAACAGACAUUGGCAGAAGAGGCAUAUCUGGACGCCAGUAUAGGUUCGAGCCAACAGUUUGCACAAGCUCAGCUUCAUCCCUCUUCAUCAGCAUCCUUUACUCAGGCUUCUAAUGUUUCUAAUUACUCAGGUCAGACACUGCAGCCUAUCGGGGUGACUCAUGUGCCUGUUGGCACGUCGUUUGCAAGCAAUACGGUGGGUGUGCACCAUGGCUUUAUGCACCACGUGGGGAUCAGUGUGCCCAGCCAGCAUUUGUCUAAUAGCAGCCAGAUUAGUGGUUCUGGUCAAAUACAGUUAAUUGGGUCAUUUGGUAAUCAACCUUCCAUGAUGACUAUUAAUAACCUAGAUGGAUCACAAAUAAUACUAAAGGGUAGUGGGCAGCAAGCCCCCUCAAAUGUGAGUGGAGGGCUUCUCGUUCACAGACAGACUCCUAAUGGCAACUCCUUGUUUGGGAACUCCAGUUCCAGCCCAGUAGCACAGCCUGUCACUGUUCCGUUUAACAGCACAAAUUUCCAAACAUCUUUACCUGUGCAUAACAUCAUCAUACAAAGGGGUCUUGCACCAAAUUCAAAUAAAGUCCCAGUUAAUAUCCAGCCAAAGCCUAUCCAGAUGGGUCAGCAAAACACAUACAAUGUGAACAACUUGGGAAUACAACAGCACCAUGUUCAGCAAGGGAUCUCAUUUGCCUCUGCAAGCUCACCCCAGGGCUCAGUGGUUGGUCCGCACAUGUCCGUGAACAUCGUAAACCAACAGAACACAAGGAAGCCCGUCACCUCGCAGGCUGUGAGCAGCGCUGGGGGCAGUAUCGUUAUUCAUUCUCCCAUGGGCCAGCCUCACACACCCCAGAGUCAGUUCCUCAUACCUACAAGCCUUUCUGUCAGUUCCAACUCGGUACACCACGUCCAGACCAUCAAUGGGCAGCUUCUUCAGACUCAGCCCUCUCAGCUCAUUUCCGGCCAGGUGGCCUCAGAGCAUGUCAUGUUGAACAGAAACUCUUCCAACAUGCUCAGGACCAAUCAACCAUAUUCUGGACAGAUGCUGAACAACCAGAGUGCCGCCGUCCAGUUAGUGUCUGGGCAGACAUUUGCCGCCUCCGGAAGCCCGGUGAUUGUCAACCACGCCUCUCCUCAGAUCGUCGGCGGACAGGUGCCUUUGCAGCAGGCAUCACCCACCGUCUUGCACCUGUCCCCUGGGCAGAGCAGCGUCUCCCAAGGAAGACCUGGCUUCACCACCAUGCCCUCGGUGACAAGCAUGGCAGGACCUAGUCGGUUCCCUGUUGUCAGUUCGUCCAGCACUGCCCAUCCUAGUCUUGGGUCUGCGGUUCAGUCUGGUGCAUCAGGAUCAAACUUUACGGGAGAUCAGCUGCCCCAGCCCAACAGGACUCCAGGACCGGUCAGUGUAUCCCAUCGUCUUCCAGUUCCUUCUUCCAAGUCUACCAGCACCUUCAGUAACACACCCGGAGUAGGAAGCCAGCAACAGUUCUUCUGUCAGGCUCAGAAAAAAAGCUUGAAUCAGACUUCCCCCAUUUCUGCUUCCAAGACCACAGAUGGCCUGAGGCCAGCACCCAUGCCAGGCCUCUUGAGCACCGCACUGCCAGGGCAGGAUUCUGGAAGCAAAGUUAUACCAGCGUCCUUAGGAACUACACAGCCCCAACAGGAAAAAGUCGUUGGAUCACCUCCUGGCCAGCCAGCGGUGCAGAAGGGACUAAGAAGAGGUGUGUUUUGUCCUCAGGUGGAUGGUCAUCCAGGAGGACAGAAGAGGCCUGCUGCCAAACAGCUGACUAAAGGAGCUUUCAUUCUCCAGCAGUUACAGAGGGACCAAGCCCUUGCGGUGACGCCUGACAAAAGCCAGUUCCGGUCGCUCAGUGACGCGGUGCAGAGGCUGCUCUCCUACCAUGUGUGCCAGGGCUCCAUGCCCACGGAGGAGGACCUGAAGAAAGUUGACAAUGAAUUUGAAACAGUUGCCACUCAGCUCCUGAAAAGGACCCAAGCUAUGCUUAACAAGUACAGAUGCCUGCUCUUGGAGGAUGCCAUGCGGAUCAACCCCUCCGCUGAGAUGGUGAUGAUCGACAGAAUGUUCAACCAGGAGGAAAGAGCUUCUCUGUCCCGGGACAAGCGUCUGGCACUCGUAGACCCCGAGGGUUUUCAGGCUGAUUUCUGUUGUUCCUUCAAACUCGAUAAAGCUGCCCAUGAGACGCAGUUCGGCCGGAGUGACCAGCAUGGCGGUAAAACAACAAGUUCUGUGCAUCUGACGGCCAAGGCCCAGGGCAGAGACCGAGGCAAAGCAGGCCUGGCAGAACCAACGAAUCAUGACCAGUUUCAUCUAGUGCCUAAUCACAUCGUGGUCUCUGCAGAAGGAAACAUUUCUAAAAAAACCGACUGCCUCAGCAGAGCACUGAAAUUUGACAAAGUGGGCUCCGCUCAGUACCGGAGUGCAUCUGAAGAGAAAACCAGCCGGAGAGACUCCACAAAAGGCAGCGAGUGCUCCCCCGGCCCUGAAGGCCACCGGAAAAACUUAUCCAGAGCAGAUCACGGUCCUGACAGCAAACUCUCAAGCCUCCUCGUAGAUUCGCACCUGGAGAUGACCUGUAAUAGCUCCUUCCAGGACAAGACACUGCGGAAUUCUCCAAAGAAUGAAGUUUUACACACAGACAUCAUGAAAGGGUCAGGCGAGCCCCAGCCCGAUCUCCAGCUCACUAAGAGUUUAGAAACGACAUUUAAGAACAUUUUGGAACUCAAAAAGGCUGGGCGGCAGUCCCAGAGUGACCCCACGGUUAGCGGCUCUGUCGAGUUAGAUUUCCCCAACUUUUCUCCAAUGGCUUCGCAGGAAAACUGCCUGGAAAAGUUCAUCCCGGACCACAGUGAAGGCGUCGUAGAAACUGACUCUAUUUUAGAAGCAGCUGUAAAUAGUAUCCUAGAGUGUUAAUAGCGCAGUCCUCCCCGCACCCGCCCCGAGACCCCGCCCCGGACAAGUUACAUUCUUUCCUGGCAAAAGCAAUGGAAACGGUCUCCUGUCUCCAGCCUGCUUGAUCUCUCAUCACAGGUUAUUCUUUCUAAUUUCAAUCCCAUUCUUUGUUUAAGAGCAAUACUCGUGGUUACAGGGAGAUCUUUCAGUAAAGCUGAUCAUUAUUAGAAAGCAGUCUGAUAGGCCCUAUACAUUUCAAGUGUUUUCAAAGUGCUUAUCGUCAUUUUUUUGUUUGUUUAUUUUUUUUCCCAAACACUGUAAUUCAAUGAGAUCACAGUAUACUUGGCCCUAGGUAAAAUUCUGACAAUCAUAAGUCAUUUGAAAAGAACAGACUUUAUUACAGAAAAUCAAACAGGACUGUUAGAAGAUACUUUUUAAAGAAUAUCCCCAUUGUAUCUCCAAAUUUGGGCUUUGAGGGGGGUGGGUCUCGGGGUUGUCGUGGGCCAGGAGACCGCACGGCUCUCCCCCCGGCCAUCUGUGAGCAGUUAGCCCCGGCUGCUCCGCUGGGACCCACAGCCCCGGCCUGAGCACCUGGAGCACACAGCAGGGCUUCCUGUUCGUUCAAGUGCUUUUCUGAUGCUCCCUGAGCAAAGCCUCACCUCUUCAGCAUAUCCACGUUGAAUUUCAUCUAGGGAAAACUGUUUUGAGUUGCGACAGCAUGACUUGAGAUAAUCUCACCAGGCAAAAUAAAGGAAAAAUGGAAACUAGAUAAGUGGCACAGUGUACGGGGGAGGCCAGGAUCGAGCCUUGAGGAAUAUAAUAUGUAUAUAUGUAAAAGCAUAUAUAUGAUGUUCACUGUUGAGAAAAAAGCAAGCGUUUUGCAUUCUACAAUUGGAUCUAGUCAACAUACAAUGUAUGUUUCUGUUGGUUGCUGGGUUUUGUUUCAUUCAGCCUCUCUUUGCACCCCCUCCCACAACAAAUAGCCAAGUGUCAAAAGCACUUUCAUUUAAAAACUGUGUUAUAAUUUUUCAGUUUAAAUGUUAAGGGGACUUUGGCCUUGUUUCUGCUUCUUGUUGUCUGAGAACAGUAGUCACACCCCCCCGCAGCAAUCAUUACCAAAACAUAGACAAACCAAAGGUAACCAGCCAGCCCACCACUGAAAGGAAAGAUCUGAGACCCGGAUGCCCACUGGAGAGCCAAAGGACACGCCCCGUCACGGUUUCUGUUUGGCCCAUGUUCAUGUUCAUCGAUGUGACUUAUUGCUUUAUUUAUUUAUAUUUCUUUUCAGGGAGCUUUCCCCAUUUACCUUUCUUGUACGCCUGCCCCAGGUCCUCCCAUUUCUGUUGUCCCUUUCAUUCUCAAGGUCACUGCAACCGUCAGUGUCCCCUAGCACUGGGACCGCUACACGUGGCGUUCCGUGUGUGCUGUCUGACAUACGUGUGUGCGUGUGUCUGGGCUGUUCAGGUACAGAGGUUAUUUUGGCUACAGCAUGUACACAGUCACCCUCCCUCUUAUGUGGACAGGCUCUCAUCUCUUCUGUCCAUCUCUCUGGCUUUAGAGGAACUCCCACUUGUCUUCACUCUAACACGUUGCCAAGAUCUACUUCUGGCCUUCCCCAAAAUGAGGACAACCCCCUGUCAUCAUGUUGGGCAUUUCUUUUCCGAAUUGGCCUGCAAUGGAAAGGAGGGCUUCUGAUUCCUAGAAAACACAACAACAGAAGACCUAGACUCUCCCUGCCCCUGAGUGCCCGUCCCCCCCACCAACACACAGAGAAAUCCUGGGAGACCACCAGGAUUCACAAAAGCAAAAUACCUUCUCCCCCCUUCCACCCCUGAGCCAAUAGAAACCGGAAAAUCUGGGCCAUUUCACAGUUGCCAUGUUUUCCUUAUUUGUGCCAAUGUCCAAGUUGCAGACUUCCCCUUUUUUCCCAUAUUGUAACAUAUUAGAAAGAUAAGUUGGUAUUGCCAGUUGGAACUUUGUGUUUGGGCAGCCCUGGGAUAACACCCGCUCUGAACCCCUUGAUGUCACAGGCUCUUCUCCUAGGGCUCAUGCUCCCCUAAUUGCUAGCAAGACUUAAAGGUGGUUCCUCCUGAUCAAAUUCUUCUCAUUGUGGAAAUUUAUACCCGGAAGCCUUCUUGGAGGCUACUAAUGAGUUACAUUAAUUACUGAAUCAGUGGAAUUCUUAAGAGACAAGAUAGAUUCAUGUGUAUUUGUCACCUCUUUUCUUCCCUACCCUGCCCUGCUACCCCAGUCCCAGCUUUUCAAUAUGCCAUCUUAAAGGGAUUUUUAAAGACUUGACACUUGUCUAGAAAGCAGAGAGCCUAAUUUACCAAAAUGAAACUUGUAAAUUUUUGUGUCCUUGUAUGUAAGUUUACUUUUAACGGAGGAAAGAUUCUAGAUAAUGACAAAUGACGAUUACGAAAUGUAUUUUAUUCCCGUGAUUAGGUCAUAACUCGCAUGUCGAGGCCCCUCUGGUGGAGGGUGAGAGCUCAGCCUCGGAUGGCCAACAUUCAGUUGUUAAGGUUCAUUAGUCAAAGUUAAGUUUUAGAGCUACUCGUACUCAGUAACAAAAAUCAUUUUCUUUUCUUUUUUUUUUUUUUUCUUUCUGUUGUUGUUGUGGAAGAGUGUGAAUUUGUUAUUAAGAAUUUGAUUUUCUGUGUCCUUAAGUACUGCCUAAAGAUAAAGCAAAUUUUAAACUGGCAAUUACGAAAAAGAACUAUUUUAGUGCUGAAGAAUUUAGUAGACUUUGUUAGAUUAGGGAGGCCUUACAGACUGACUUGACUUAAAGAGGACGCGUCACUCACUGUCAGUGUGGUGUGGGCUUUAUUUGCUUAAAUACCUUCAUUUGUAUAGUAUGUCUCACUUGAAAUUGCUUUGUAUACAUUUUGUAAAAAUAUUUAUAAAAUGUUUUGUAAAAAAAAGUAUAACAAAUUGCAGUUUAUUUUGUUAUGUUGGAUAAAUACUGUUAAAAGAAACCAGUCAGUAACUAUAUUGUUAAUCCAUGGUUAGGAAAUGUUUAGUUGGAGAUUACAAAAUGAAACAACCAUUGCAAUACAGCCAAAGAUUUGGGAAAAUGUGCAA
Messenger RNA from Dama dama (fallow deer), 6728 nucleotides. Its product is annotated as BRD4-interacting chromatin-remodeling complex-associated protein-like. Gene Ontology annotation, biological process: positive regulation of DNA-templated transcription. The coding region runs from base 396 to 3668 and encodes 1090 amino acids. Gene Ontology annotation, cellular component: SWI/SNF complex. The transcript has 12 exons. The record is from RefSeq and is a predicted model, not a curated record. Lineage: Eukaryota; Metazoa; Chordata; Mammalia; Artiodactyla; Cervidae.